Molecule: messenger RNA, 2858 nt
Organism: Cladocopium goreaui
Lineage: Eukaryota; Dinophyceae; Suessiales; Symbiodiniaceae
Source: the annotation of a GenBank genome assembly
CAGCACUCACCGGGUGAUUUUGACGUGCCUCACCCUGCCGGGCAAACUGGUGGAUGGGUGCCGAGCUCUCGCGAUGAGUUUGACGGAGUUGCUUUUGGCAACUCAAGAUCCCAGCAAAAAUGCUCAAGCUGAGGCCCAGAUCAAACAGGCUGAACAAGCCAAUGUGGAGCAAUAUUUCUCGGCCUUGGCCCAGGAGUUAGCCAAUCCCGAGAAGCCGGUGGUUGCUCGACAGCUGGCAGGGCUGUUGUUGAAGAACGGCCUAGCGGCCAAGGACUUGGCCAGAGACAGGGAACUGAAGCAGAGAUGGGUGGCGUUGCCUGCGCCCAGUCGAAACUUGGUGAAGGAAGCCACGACCACGGCCUUAGUCUUUCCACAAGUGGAUGUGGGGAAGGCGGCAGCACAAGUCUUGGCCAAGAUUGGGGCCAUAGAGAUUCCACCCAAUGAGUGGCCAGGAUUGGUGCCCUUGUUGUUGCAACAUGUCACCAAUACGGACAAUGCAGCGAGGCAGAUCUCAUUGGUUUGCCUGGGCUAUUUGUGUGAAGAACUGGUGCUGGUGCAGGAGGAGGGUGGCAAUAUAUCAGAUGAUAUUGCCAAUAAUAUCUUGACAGCAGUGGUUCAGGGUAUGAGGGACCCAGAACCCAACACCAAAUUAGAGGCGACCAGGGCUUUCUACCACGCAGUGGUGUUGGCCAAGAAGAACUUCAGGAACCAGGUGGAGCGGGACGUCAUCAUGUCCGUAAUGCAUGAUGCCUGUAUGUUCACGGCAGCUCCUGAAGUACAGAUUGCAGCAUUUGAGUGCUUGGUGCAAAUCGCCACGGAGUACUACGAUUUUCUCAUGCCGUACAUGAACAACUUGGGCUUGCUGACCUUAGAGACCAUCAAAUCUGCUCCGGAGAAGGUGGCCAUCCCUGCCAUGGAAUUCUGGUCCACCAUUUGCGACGAGGAGCUGUACCUCAUGGACUUGGUCCAGAGUGGGCAACCAGCUGGUGGCAGGGUAUCCUUGAAUCUCAUUCAACAGGCCUUGCCACACUUGGUGCCUUUGCUCACCGUGACCCUGACCAAGCGACAAAGUGAAGAUGAUGACGACACCUGGAGUUUGGCCAUGGCUGCAGGCACCUGUCUUGCGCUGGUGGCCCAGGUGGUUGGGGAUGGCUGUGUGGAUUUGGUGCUGCAAUUUGUGAAUGGCAACUUUACCAAUCAGGAUUGGAAGUACCGUGAAGCAGCGGUGCUGGCUUACGGCUCCAUCAUGGAGGGCCCAACGUCUGAGAAGAUGCGACCCAUGGUAGAGCAAAGCCUCAGUCAUUUGGUCAUGGCUCUUCAAGACCCCAGUGUGGCAGUGCGUGACACCAUUGCCUGGACUUUGGGUCGCAUUGCCCAAUUCCAUCCCACCAUUGUGCCAGUGAAGCAGCUCAUGCCCUUGCUUUGUGAGAAGCUUCGAGAUGUACCAAGAGUCUCCGCAAACAUUUGUUGGAAUGUCCAGGUUCUGGCAGAGGCCCAAAAUUCGGUCCCCUAUCCGGACACGACGCCUUUGUCGGAAUUUUUCACAGCCAUCGCUAUGGCCUUACUGGAAGUGGUGGCACGACCGGAUGCUGAUGAGCGACAGCUACGGAUGGCAGGCUACAACGCCUUGAGCGUCUUAGUGAGCAAGGCAGGCAACGACUGCUUGGGGCAUAUGCAGGCAUUGACCACUGAGAUGUUGAAACACUUGCAGGAAUCCUACAAAUCGAUGGAUCGCGAGUGUGAGUUGCAAGGCUACAUUUGUGGUGUGCUCACCAGUUUGGUGUCCAGACUCCGGGAUCAGAUUGCUCCCUUGGCAGAUAAGAUCAUGGAGGAGGCUCUAAAGGUCAUCUCAGCAUACCAACAGGUGCGGGGCGGCGCGCAGGUGCUUCAUGAGGAGGCUCUGCUGCUGGUCGUGGCCUUAGCCAAUGCAGCUGGCUCAGGCUUUGAUCGCUUUAUGCCACAUUUCGCGCCUCACUUGACAGUGGGCUUGCAAAACUACGAGGAGGUGCAGGUGUGCUUGACCACCACCAGAAUGGUGGGAGAUCUUUGCACAGCUCUGGAGAAAAAGAUCGGGGGCUACUGUGACAUGAUCUUGGAGAUCCUCUACACCAACUUGAAGAACCCGGCCGUGGAUCGCAAGAUCAAGGCAUCUGUCAUGACUUGUUUUGGUGACAUUGCCAUGGCCAUCACUGGUGACUUUGAGAAGUACCUGGGGCCUGUGGUGCAGAUGCUUCGGGAAGCUUCUUCCACCAAGCUGGCAGAUGGGCCAGCGGACAAUGAAGAGUGGGUGGACUACUUGAACCUUUUACGGGAGGGAGUUCUUGAAGCAUAUUCGGGCAUCAUCCAUGGGUUGAAGGAAUCCGGCAAGUUACAUCUCUUCAAGGAGCAUGUGAAUACGGUGCUCAUGUUGGUCAAGGAGAUCUCUGAGGAUCAAACUUCACAGCUGCCAGUGAUCAAGGCAGCCGUGGGCGUGGUGGGCGAUUUGAUCUUGGUCUUUCAGCAGGAGCUUACGGCCUAUGUGGGCAAGGCACCCUUUUUGUCCCAACUGGUGCAGACAGCCAUCAGAAGUCAGGAGCCGAAACUGCUACAGAAUGCUCACUGGCUGCAGGGCAUGCUGGUCAGAUUUGGUGGGAUGUAACCUCCGAAGGGAGAGAGCCACAUAGAGCCACUGGCAUUAAAAAAAAAGAGAAAAAAUGGCACAGAGAGGGCAUGUUCGGCUGCAAAACAUGGCAGCGGGAAGCACACACACACACCAGACAUAUUGUUCAUGUGUACGGCUCCACGUGCGUACGUACAUAUAUACCUAGCUUCUUCAACUUGUACAGGCACCGUGAUUUACACCAGAUUGCGCAAAAAGA